Molecule: messenger RNA, 4365 nt
Organism: Tetrahymena thermophila SB210
Lineage: Eukaryota; Ciliophora; Oligohymenophorea; Hymenostomatida; Tetrahymenidae
Product: JmjC domain protein
Exons: 6
Source: RefSeq, a predicted model, not a curated record
AUAAAAAAAAAAUAAACAAUCAUUAUUAUAUUGGCUAAUUUAAAUAAUUAAUAAAUAAAGUAAAUUAAGCAAAUACUAUCAGCUAUGAGUACUUUUACAGAUUAAAAUACUCACCCUUCAAGUUAAGAUUUAGAUUAAAGCAAUUUUUUGGAACAAAAAAGUUCUGAAACAGACAAUUUCAAGUAGCUAGAAUCAUAAUUCCUUCCAAGCAAUAUUCUUCAAAUCCUAUCAGAACAAAAUAGGCCUGCUAUUUAGGCAGAAUAACUUGAUGAAUAUUUUAAGAAUUUAAGUUUUUUUGACAAGCUGCGCUCAGAGGGAGGUUCACAAAUCAACGAUCUGCUUCUUCAUGAAGUUUGGAGAAAUGUUGAGUUUGCUUAGUUAGAAGCAAAUACUUUAAUAUUUAAAGAAAAAGAGCCUUCUAAUAAUAAAAUGUUUAUAAUAUUGAAAGGAAAAGUAGGUAUUAACAUUAAGCCACUUUAAGAAGAGUUAUUUAAUCAAGGUAACGAAAAAAACGAAUAACCUACAAAAUUAUAAAAAGUUAACUCAAAACCCAAAGAAAAUAACUAAUAAAAUGAUUAAUAAGCAGAAAGAAAAAAUUCUUAAUAAAAUGCAGAUGGUAACGAUAAUGAAAAUAACAGAAAUUAAUCCUAUUAGGUUUCUAAUUAAAAUAAUUUUACUAAGUAAAAUGAAGCUUCAACUCCCUAAAAACAUAAUUAAACAACCUUUCGAUUGGAUUAGUAGCAUAUAGAUGAAAAUUAACAAAUGGAUCAAAGCGAUAGUGAUAGUGAUUAAGAAAAUUAAUAAUCAGAAUAAUAAGAAAAUAAUCCUUUUCCUCAACUAGGUAGGAAAGUUGCUGAAUUAGAAUCAGGUAAAGCUUUUGGUGAAUAGGCGCUAUUUAAGGAAGGUGGGUUUAGAAAUGCGAGCGUUUAUACACUUGAAUAAUCAAGUUUUUUAGUUAUAUGGAGGGAUAAAUUUUUAGGUGUACUUUCUGUUCUAGAAUAAAUAAAAUAAGAUAAAAUUUAAAGGAUAGGAAAUGUUCUUCCUUUUUUUAAUGACAUUGUUAGCUCCUAAUUGAAAGAUAGAUUAGUUUAUUUAUUUGAAGAUGUUAGCAUCUCCAAAGGUACGAUCCUCACAUAAGAGAAUGUUAAGGGAUCUUAUAUAUAUAUUUUAAGAAGUGGUAGAGUUGCUCUUGAAAAAAGUAUUACUUUAGAAGAAUAUAAAGAAAAAGAAAGUUAGAGUGUAAGGAAAUAAACUUUUUAACACAGAUUCAGUGAAUUUACAACAGCAGAACUAAUUGGAGAUGAAAUUUUAGAAGAAAAAUCUAAAAUAUACUUCCAUAAAAAGAAUCUAAAACCUUCUGAGUAUUUGUUCACAUCAAUUGUUUUGUCCAGUGAUUCUCAAUUUUUAAGGUUAGAUAAAAAGAAAGUAAUUGAUGGAUUUCCAAAGUACAUAGUUGAGAAAUUAAGAGAAAAUAUGCUCAUAAAAAAGAAGAUGCGUGUAAAAAUAAUUGAAGACUAUGUUUAGAGAAUAUAGCCUAAUUUUGUAGAAUAUUAAAAAAAAGAUAUAAAUAUGAAAAAGAGCUUAGUUAAGAAAUUUAAAAUCUCAAAUAAUAUUGUAGGACACCUUUUAGGUGAAAACACACCCUUAUCCUCUAGCUCUAGUCCUUCAAAGAAAGUGCAAUUCUAAAAUAUAGUUAGAAAUAGUAUCCUACCUCUCUAUAAAAAUUAAAUAAAUUACUCUUUGGAAGCCAACAAAACACUUAUUUAAGAUUUGCAAGUCAUAAAAUUAAAGAAGCAAAAAAGUAAUUAAUUUAAGAAAGAUGCAGAUACCCCUACUCAAUAGGAUGGUUAAAAAAGUUAUUUAUUUUAAUUAAAUAAUGAAGAGAAAAGUCUGGGCAUAAAUGAUAAAUAAGGAUAGUAAUUAAAUAGUGCUAGCUUUUCUAAUAAUUUUACAAAAAGGUAAUAAAACUAAAAAGAAGAUAAUAGUUAUACUGAUAACUAACAUGGAAGCGUUACUUCAAGAUCUUAGUUUUCUAAAAGCAAAGUAACAAAUAAUUAAUCAAUUUCUCUAGUAGAUAAUGGAUUAUAAGAAAGUUAAAACUAUAUACUUCCAAAUGGGUAUAGUAGUUUUACUAAUAUUAAUAAUUAAGUAAAAAAUAAUCUUAAUGGUAGUGUAAAUGAUAUUUAAAAUGAGUAUUUUUCUUAAGGAAUUGAUAAAAAUUAAAAACACGUUAAAUUAAGGUUAUCCUAAAGUAUCCCUUCACUUACAAAUGUAGUUAGAACUGUUAACUCUGAAUUAAAACCUAAUCCGAAUUUCUUCUACAAUCAUGCUGAGAAGUUAUAAAAGUAAAAAGUAUUGAGUUAAGAAGAAGAAAACAAGCUUAAAUAAAAAAAUUCUAAUAAUCCAUCUAAAAUUAUGCAAGUAUAGCAAGAAAAAUAAAAAGUUGAACCACUUACUGAAGAAUAAAACAGGAAAAUAUAAAAUUAUAAAAAUUCACACAUCAGUUAAAUAUCUAAAAAAAUAGACUGUGACAUUAUGAAAAAGGAGAUUAUUUAUCAGCACAUGACAAGCUUAAAAGAAUAAAAGUUAAUAAACCCCUUCGAAGAUUAGAACGCUAAAAGACAAAAGCAAAUUCAAAAAGAAAUUUAAGGAGUGAUUUAGAAAGUUUAAAAAUAUAGCUAAGAAAUUUAAUCUCACCCAAACUCAUAGACUACCAAAAUAAAAAAAGCUGAAGAGAAUAGAGGACCGAAUUUAUCACUAAAACCCAUUUAGGAAACUAAAUAAGAAGAAUUAACUUCUAAGCAAUUUAUAAACAUAAGUAAUUAAAAUGUAACUUAGGGUUCUGUAAGUUUAAGUGAAUUUAGUAAUGAAACAGUUACUUAGUCAAUCAAGUUCAAUACCAAACCUGAUAGCAAAAAGAUUGUUAAAUUUUAAGCAGAAGCAGAAAAGACAGAAAUACCUUCCACAAUUUAAAGCUAAACAGAAAGAAAUAAAUCUAGCUAAAGACUAGAAUCAUACUUGCUACUCCAAGAUACUGAAAGUACUAAUAACCAUGAACAUGGAAGUAGUAGUAGUGGUAGUCAUGAUAGCAAUGAAGAUAUAGAUCCCAUAUAAAAAAAAUUAUCUGUUUUGUAAGGCAAACAUAAAAAAAAAUUUUAUAUGUUACAAGAAACUUGGGAUUUAGGUGUUGAGAAUUUAAAAAUGAAAGAACUUGAUUUAAGAAAUGAUUUAUAAAGAAAAGGUAUUAUUCACAAACCUCCUUUAGAAUAAACAAAUAAGGAUUAGUUUGAAAAGCUAGAUCAACAUUAAUUGAAAAUGUUUAAAAAAUAUAUGAAAAAAAAAACUAAAUAGCUUCAAAAAGAAAAAUAACAAAUAAAUAAUCUGUUUAGGAUGAUAUAACCUGAAAUAAAGGGUUAAGAAACUUACAAUCAAAGUGAAAUGAAAUCAAAACUAAAUUUAGAUUUAUAAAUUCUCUAGUAGUUAGGUUAAAGUAAUACAUAAUAGUCUAUUUCAAGUAUUAAAACAAUUACAGAGAGAACAGUUAAUGAAAAUAAUCAAAAUUAAAACUCAGAAUAUAUGUAAAACUCAUAAUAGAAAACAAAUGAUCAUAUUUAACAACAAUCGAGUCCUUAAUUAAACUUCAUUAAUGGAAACGAUAGUAAUAAUUUUAGUAUAUAAUAAAUGAAGCCAAAUUAAAAUGCUUAAGCAAAAUAAAAAUAGAAUUCUUAAGUUAGUAUUUCUACUGUUCAGCUUUCACUACCCUAGAUUUCUCCUUCUAAAAAGUUAUCUCAUAAAUAUAUAAUAUCUUAAAAUUAAAUUGGAGAUAAUUUUAAUAUCAACAAUAGUUCUUACAAAGCAAAGACGGAAGGAGAUCUAGAGUUAGAACAAAUAAGGAUUUCUUCAGAAAAAGUUAGAUAUAAUAAGCUUAUUAAUUCACCAGAUAAAAAAUAGUCUUCUAGUAUAAUAUUGGAAUUAAGUCCUCUCUUAGCAAGGCUUUAAAUAAGUCAAAGUUCUACAAAUUUAAGUUAAAGCAUUUCUAAUCCUUAAAAAUAAGUAAUAGCUAAUACUGAAAGGUAAAGCAAAGAUUAGCAAAGUCAGAAAGCUGCCAUAUUGAACUAAUAAUUGCCUAAUAUAGUUUAUAAUAACAUUAAUUCAUACAAGACCAGACCAAACCAAGAAAUUUAGAUUUUACAAAAUAAGACCAAACAACUGAAACAGAUGCAAUAAAUUGAAUUUACUAAGAAAGAACUUCAAAAAAUAUCUUCCUCAUCAAGUAUGAUAUCUCCAAACAGGCACUAAAAUGAAGGUCUAAAAUAAUAAUUAUUUUUAUCACCUUAAAGUGCAAAAUUACUAUAAAAGAUUUGA